Messenger RNA from Arabis nemorensis, 2133 nucleotides. Lineage: Eukaryota; Viridiplantae; Streptophyta; Magnoliopsida; Brassicales; Brassicaceae. The record is from the annotation of a GenBank genome assembly.
AUGGGAAAUUUUGUAACGACAGGUUCUAGGGUUUCUGAAAACGGAGAGCGAGCUGUUUUGGGUGAUUUGAAAGAUGGUGCUGAUGAAAAGUUGAUGGAUAUUGUUAAUGACUCUGGACCAAUGGAAGAUUGUUUUAUGAGUGAAGGAGCUUCUUCGUUGCUGAACAUGAAGCAAGAAGAAGAGAAUGGGUUUCAUGUUGGAGACUUUGUGUGGGUAGAACAAGUCAACAGUUGUCAUCAAUGGUGGCCUGGGAAAAUUUAUGAUUCUUCAGAUGCUUCAGACUUGGCUUUGAAGAAUAUGCACAAUGGUAAAUUACUCGUGGCGUAUUUCGGGAAUGGGGACUUUGAUUGGUGCAAUCCGUCGCAGUUGAAACCGUUUCUUGAGAAUUUCAAAGAGUUUUCGAAGAUUAGCGAUUCCACAAGCUUUCUCAGAGCUGUGAAAGAAGCUGUUGGAGAGAUUGGUGAACGCGUUGAGCGUUUGUUGGUUUGUGAUGAAGAAGCUUUGGUUAGUCCUUUAGUUGUGAAUUCUGGAAUAAAGGAAGGUGUUGUUGUGCCUGAUGUUAGAAGAGAGGUUGUGUUGUCUUUGGUUCUUGAAAAAUCUGGAAUAUUUCUUGGAGAUGUUAAAAGCCUUGCAAAGACUGUUAGGUUUAAUGAUUUGCUAGAGAUUGAGGUUUUGAAGAGGAAAAUAUCGGCCUUUUAUCGGUCUAAAGGACGGUUUGAUUUAGCUAAGUACGAUGAGUAUGGAUACAUCAUCGGACUUGAACACAAAGAGGAUGAAGAUUCGCUGAGUUUUGACAAGUCUUCAUGCCAGAGAUCAUUGAAAAGGUGUUCAGAUUCUGCUAGGAAAAAGAGAAAGUGUAGUGAUGAUGCUAAUCUUGGUGAUGUAGCAACGACGGGUUCGACUACUUUGAGGAGAAGAGUGAGUGAAAUCUCUAAGAUUGAAAACGCUUGUCUCAAGCAAAUGGAAGAAGCUAGUAAUGGGAAGAAUCAGGAAAGGGUUUUGUCGCCGAGGAAGAGGAAGAACAAAAGGUUUUUGGAUGAUGAUAAUGGGAUUGAGAAAAGAGAAGAGUCAAACGACUCAAACCAUUUAGAAGCGAGUGAGAAGAAAGAGGAUUCUUCUGGUAUGGAAAGAGUUGUUGAGUUAUCAACUCCAUUGGUUUCACUCUGCAAAAGGGUCAAGGUUGAUGUUUCUCCAAGUGUUGAAAGUAACAAUGGAAAUGGUGAGACCAUCUUGCAAACAGGUAAAAGAGAGAGGAAGAAAAGCAAGUAUCUUUCUCCUGAAUACCUUACAGAUUUUAGUUUGAGAGCGAGAAAGAGUAAGAUAGAAUCUGAAUCAAGCCAGAUCCGAGCAGCAGAGCGAAUGACGAAGAAUUCUCCUGAAAAAGCCAUCGAUUUUGCGAGAUUGGGAACUACCACACCAGAGGAAAUGCUGGAUCUGAUCCGCGCAGCUGCUCUUGGUAUGCAGUAUUUAAAAGACUAUAAUAGCUCGUGUGACAUGAUAAAAGAGUUUGUGUCCAAUUAUCGAAGCUUUGCAUACAAUGGUGGGGACUAUAACAAGAGAGACAUUUCAGAUGAAAUGAAGCAGCAAGAGGUGGAUGAGAAAGAGCAAACUGGAAAUGAACCGAGUGAGACAGUGUUGAAGAACAAGAGAGAAGAAUCUGAGAAGCAAAUUUCAGGUGUUGAGCUGUUUAUUACAACUGAUCUUGGUUCUACUCUUCCUUCAAAAGAUGAUUUGAUUCAAACAUACAAAAAGUUUGGAGCUUUGGACAAAGAGAGAAGCUAUAUGUUCAACAACAACUCUUGCGCAAACAUUGUCUUCUCGAAUGUAUCUGAUGGAGAAGAAGCGUUUUACAAGUCGUUAGAAGAAUGUCCAUUUGUUACUACUACUUCCAGAGUUACAUUCAAGCUUAAGUAUCUUUCUUCUGAUUCACUAGAAAACCCUAAUGAGAAGAAUGAAACCGAAACCAGAAAAGGCGUAAUGGAAAUCGAGUUUUUGAAAGAGAAGCUUGAAGAGAUGAGAUCAUUGCUGGAUCAAUCAGAAGGAGUGAUUACAGAAGAAUUGAAGAUCAAACUUGAAGAUGAAUCUAGAAACUUGCUGGACAAGGUAAGCAAGAUUAGUGUUCCUGCGUCUUAG